Messenger RNA from Podospora pseudopauciseta, 336 nucleotides. RefSeq lists its product as uncharacterized. Bases 1 to 336 code for a protein of 111 amino acids. The record is from RefSeq and is a predicted model, not a curated record. The transcript has 2 exons. Lineage: Eukaryota; Fungi; Ascomycota; Sordariomycetes; Sordariales; Podosporaceae.
AUGCCCGUCUGUCUCUGGAAUCAAGCGCUUAUCCCUACCUGUCUGGUCGAGCCAGUCAGCCAGCACCAACAACGCAAUGUGGACGAAGCUGCGCCUCCAUCCAAAAAGGCGGCGAAAAAGGUCGAAGCCAAGGCCAGAAAGGAGGCAUUGAAGGCACAGCGCGCCGAAGCACGCCAGGCACCUUCCUCUGCUGUCGAACUUGAUGACCCUGCCAAGGGCUUUUAUGGACAAGCUCCUACCACGCCCAUCGUCUUUUCGUCCAGUGCCGAAGACAUCAGUUUUCGGAACUUUAGCGAUGGAAAUGUAGAAGGCAAAAGUAUCAUUCUCAGAGCAUAG